Molecule: messenger RNA, 1142 nt
Organism: Struthio camelus australis
Lineage: Eukaryota; Metazoa; Chordata; Aves; Struthioniformes; Struthionidae
Source: RefSeq, a predicted model, not a curated record
GUGCCUUGACCCAAGCCAUUCGCAAUUUUGCAAAAAGCCUUGAAGGUUGGCUUUCCAGUGCCAUGAACAAUAUUCCACAGAGAAUGACACAAACCAAGGUUGCUGCUGUAAGUGCCUUUGCCCAGACUCUGCGAAGAUACACAUCUCUUAAUCACCUGGCUCAGGCAGCUCGUGCUGUGCUUCAAAACACUUCUCAGAUCAACCAGAUGCUCAAUGAUCUCAACCGUGUUGAUUUUGCCAAUGUCCAGGAGCAGGCUUCCUGGGUGUGCCAGUGUGAUGACAACAUGGUUCAGAGACUAGAAACAGACUUCAAGAUGACUCUUCAGCAGCAGAGCACUCUGGAGCAGUGGGCUGCCUGGCUCGAUAAUGUAAUGAUGCAAGCAUUGAAACCAUAUGAAGGAAGACCCAGCUUUCCUAAAGCAGCACGGCAAUUUCUCUUAAAAUGGUCUUUCUACAGCUCAAUGGUGAUUCGAGAUUUAACCUUACGCAGUGCUGCUAGCUUUGGCUCUUUUCAUCUGAUCCGCUUGCUUUAUGAUGAGUACAUGUUUUACUUAGUAGAACAUCGUGUUGCUCAGGCAACAGGAGAGACACCUAUCGCAGUUAUGGGAGAGUUUGGUGAUUUAAAUGCUGCGUCCCCUGGAAAUAUGGAUAAGGAUGAGGGCAGUGAAGUUGAAAGUGAAAUAGAAGAAGAGCUGGAUGAAAUUGGAGAGCCACAAGCCAAGAGGGAGAAAACAGAGCUAAAUCAGGCAUUUCAGGUGGGCUGCAUGCAGCCAGUACUUGAGAGUGGAGUACAGCAGAACCUCCUGAACCCACUUCAUAAUGAGCACAUUGUCACAAGUACACAGACUAUCAGACAAUGCAGUGCUACUGGAAAUACGUAUACUGCCGUCUAAUAUUGAAGGCUCACCCCCAACUACAUUAGCCCUGUUGAUGUUGGGCUUAAUGUGGGAGAAAAAGAGAAUAGAUCUGAAGGUUGACUUAUCAAAUUUUAGCUAUGCUGAAAAUUACCUUUUAUUGGAGUUGUGAAAUGGAAUGGGUGUAUGUAUUUUGCCAGAUGUUUAAAAAAAAUUUUUGUAAGCAAAGUCAUUUUGUGUUGGCCAGUCAAUAUUAAGAGAUUUCCUAGUUUCAAGUGUCAAGGAAGA